Molecule: messenger RNA, 3200 nt
Organism: Dromiciops gliroides (monito del monte)
Lineage: Eukaryota; Metazoa; Chordata; Mammalia; Microbiotheria; Microbiotheriidae
Gene: INO80E
Product: INO80 complex subunit E
Exons: 7
Coding region: 373-1110 (245 amino acids)
Biological process (GO): chromatin remodeling
Cellular component (GO): Ino80 complex; nucleus
Source: RefSeq, a predicted model, not a curated record
UUGCUCAUCUUUCGUGAUGUCAUCGCGUCCCUACGCACCCGUUGGUCAAUACCUCAGCUGAGUCAGAGUUAAUUUUUUUUUUUUUGCCUUCGUUGCUAGCUUCAUUGCGCAUGCGCAUUGGCCCGAUACGCUCAGGCGGUCCUUUUUCGUGCCGCAAAACCCCUGCGCGGGUGUUUCUGGGAAUUGUAGUCUCAAGGGGGAGUGGGUAGGCGGAUUCCGGAAGUAGUGCACCGAAGAGCGCCUGUUGUGGGGUUGGGAGUAGGUAACGGUUCUCCCCGGGCCUUGGCGGGGGGGGGGAGCCCUCCCCCGCAGGGCCUGAGUUAGGAUCGGGCGUCUGACGCCCGGGGUGAGUGUGAAUUCCCCCGGCCAGCCAUGAAUGGGCAGGCGGACGUCGAGGUGGACUACAAGAAGAAAUACCGGAACCUGAAACGGAAGCUCAAAUUCCUAAUCUAUGAGCAUGAGUGUUUUCAGGAGGAACUGAGGAAGGCACAGAGAAAGCUGCUGAAGGUGUCCCGGGACAAGAGUUUCCUUUUGGAUCGUCUUCUGCAGUAUGAAAAUGUGGAUGAAGACUCUUCUGAUUCAGAUGCCACAGCAUCCUCAGAGAACAGUGAGACAGAGGGCACACCCAAACUCACUGAGACACCAGCCCCCAAGAGGAAAAGAAGUCCCCCUCUGGGGGGUGCCCCAUCCCCCUCUGGCCUUUCACUACCCCCAUCCUCAGGGUUUCCCCUGCAAGCCUCUGGGGGCCCCUCUCCGUACCUGAGCUCGCUGGCCUCCCCCCCAUAUUCCCCCUUCCCCUCCGACUACUUGGCCCUGCAGCUGCCUGAGCCCAGCCCCCUGAGACCCAAGCGGGAGAAACGGCCCCGCCUGCCCCGGAAGCUCAAGAUGGCAGUGGGGCCAUCUGAGUGUCCAGUGGGGGGUUCACUGACCUUCCCAGGCCGGGGAGCUGGUGGUGCUGGGGUAGGGGCAACCCUGGCCCCACUGGGGCCUCCUAAGCUGCCCCCACAUACCAUCCUGAGCACCGUACCUCGCCAGAUGUUCAGUGAUGCAGGGAGUGGAGACGAUGCCCUGGACGGCGAUGAUGACCUCGUGAUUGACAUCCCUGAAUGACCACCUACCCAUGCCCUUCCCUCCCUUCGGUUGGCAGUGGCAACAGAAGCAGCAAAGACCAAGAGUGGUGUGUUUUUGGAGACAUUUAUUGAUGCCCAGUCUUAUUGGUCUGGACAUUGACAAUCAGAAGAGGCGUAAACAUGCAGCAAGGCGCCCCCAAAGAAGAGGCGGGGAGGCAGCCCCCAGCCCUGAAAGCGGGCACAUGCCGCAUUUGGAUUUGCAGCCCGUGGUGUGCAGGGAAGGCUGAUGGACUCCAGAGGUCAGCACAGGGCUUCCUUGCCCCCUGCUGCCAUAUGCUUUGCCUUCCUCUUGCCCUGGAUGCAGCCAAAAGAAAAAGGAACAGCCAUGGGGGCCUCUGCCUCCCCUUCCUGAAGGCAAAGACCCCUGCACCAGCUACCAUUUUAAUGGGGCAGCUAGAUAGGGCUAGUUUGUUUUGUUUUUUACUGCAGACUUUUAUUAAAGGGGUGCUGGGCGGUUUUAUUUUGUUUUCUGAAAUUUUCUCCCUCAACCCCCUCCUAAUCCGGUCUACCUCCCACUGCAGGGAGUUUUGCCGGGGCAGCUUGGAGAGGUGGACGAAAGGAGAAAUGACCUGGUUGGGGGGAGGGAGCAGGGCAUUAAAUUCUCUCCCUCCCCUUGCACAUGCGAGUGGUAUGGUUCAUUUGCAUAUAAUAUCCCAUCAGGCAGUAGGAAAUUUGCAUAUAUAGCACCCCACCCAUCCCCUCACAAAAAGACAUUCCCCACAGUAACAAAGUGAAUCUCACAAAAUAAGACAGGAAGUGUUGAGGGGGGAGAGGGAGAAGUUUCUCCCAGCUCCAACCCCAUGUAAACGUGCAACACACUCGUGCGAUGUUGAGUAACAAUCACAUGGCCCUGUGAUUUCCCCCACCCCCCCAAGAAGGGGCUCUUCCUUGCCCCCUCUUCUUUCCACUCUUGCUAAGGUUCUUAAGGGCCUCUUUCUGGAAAGCAGCUGGGUACCAAGUUCCCUUCUCUUCCCUGGGCUGAAACAGAUGGACUUCUGAGCCCAGUGAGAUGAGAGCUUGGCUUCCUUCUUCCCACCCCUUCUACCCUCUUCACUUUCCAAAAGUGAAGGGGGGAAGCCACCCAACUGAAGCCCCUGGUUUCCCACAUUCUCUUGCUUCCUCUGUUAGGAAGUAGCCUGUGUCUAUGGGGCUGGUUGGCUGGAAUCUUUGGGGGGGUCUUAGGCCGAGAAGGAGGCAGCAGCAGGGGGCAGUUCACUGGUCAGGGUAUGCCAACGUUCCAGGGUCACAUCUUGUUGUCGAAGACAGUCCCCCCAGUGCUUCAGGGCCUCUCCCCGUGAAUUGGGACCCAAGGACACCCCACCUGGGAGGGAAGGGAAGAAAGGAACCAGGACAUAAUGCAUCCGUUUACUAAGUCCAGUGUCCAAAUCUAGCAGCCCUCUUUCCCCCAAUGCACGAGUAACAAGGUUCUCAUAUAUAAAUUUGGUCCCCAUGCUGACUGUUAGAACCAAACCCACUGGAACCCAGUCUUCUCACCAAUGAAGUCAUUAGAUUUGCCAAUGUCGUAGUCCCAGACGGUGACCUCUAAGGUCUUUGUGGCCAGAGCUGGGAGCUCCAUCUCAUAGAAGAAUUCCUGGAGAGGUGAGGAAUAUGGAGGGCUACUUUCCCCUACCUUUGCCUCUGGGGUUGCCCCAGAUUAUUUCCCCAAUUCAGCUUGUCUGGGCCAACUCUUCCCACAGCAGUCAUUGGCUAUCUAAAGACACUAUAGGGCUGGAGCUUUAAGGAAGAUGGAAUUAAGAGGAUUCCAUAACUAAAGAUGUAUUGGCCGUGGGGCAUGUGUAUUUCCUGUUUGGGUGGGGUCACCCUUUGUAAAAAGGGUGCUCCUCUGAAAUGGAAAAUACCCCUUCUAGAUUUCCCAGAAUCAUCCCGGGCAGGAUGGUUAAGAAACAAUGGUAGUUAGGAUGGAAAUAAGUGAUUUCACACAAGAGAGAGCAAGUCACCUAGUGACCCCACUUCCAUGAUCAAUCUUCCCACUUCUUACUGUUUCUAUUCCAUUUUCUCCCCACCCCUCGGUCACCUCAUUAAACUCAGGAUUCAGAGUUUUCUUCUUCA